This is a messenger RNA of Pyricularia pennisetigena, 1671 nucleotides long. RefSeq lists its product as uncharacterized. Gene Ontology annotation, molecular function: heme binding; oxidoreductase activity, acting on paired donors, with incorporation or reduction of molecular oxygen; iron ion binding. The transcript is spliced from 2 exons. The record is from RefSeq and is a predicted model, not a curated record. NCBI's taxonomy places the organism in Eukaryota, Fungi, Ascomycota, Sordariomycetes, Magnaporthales, Pyriculariaceae. Bases 1 to 1671 code for a protein of 556 amino acids.
AUGGCUCUUUUCCAUUCGCUACCAGGAGGCGACAGCGGCCUCAUGCAGCAGCUGUGGGCCAUCCUCUCUGGCGAUGAUGGCAGGCUGCUCGUAUACCCAGUCCUCGUGGGCGCCAUCGUCACCACGAUGUUCCUCCUCGUAGCUACCAAACGCAUCCUCUUCCCGACUUUCGACCCACGGGAGCCACCAAAGGUCCAGCCGACGAUCCCCUUGGUCGGCCACAUUAUAUCCAUGCUCACCCAGGCCAACGACUUCUACAUCAACAUUGCCAAAAGGACGCGCGGCGCCCCGAUCUGCACGCUGCCGAUGCUGGCCGGCAAGAUGUACGUCAUCUACUCGCCGGCCAUGAUCCAGGCCGCCAUGCGCAGCAAGGACCUCUCGUUCCUGCCCUUUGCCGAGCACUGGUCCGAGGACGUCGUGGGCAUCCAGAAGGACCACCUGGCGCUCGUCAUGCCGCACAUGGAGAGGCUGAGCCACGACUUUUGGAUCGGCACGAGCGGGGACAACCUCGCCCGCCUCAACGUCGCCGCGCUGAGGGAGCUCGCCGCCGAGCUGAAUACGGUGCCCGCAUCGAGCGGUAUCGAGGGCGCUUUGAGGAUACCGAACCUCUCGGUUUGGAUCAGAAGGGUCAUCAGCUUGUCGACGUUCCGCGCUCUCUUUGGGAAGAGAAAUCCGUUGAGUGAGGAGGAUGCUGAGGACUAUUCGACUUUCGAAAAUAAUUUUGCCGGCCUGGCCAUUGGCGGACCCCUGAAGCGCAUCAUUGGUCGCAAGGCGUACGACGCGCGCCAGCGCAUCCAGAACAAGCUGCUCCCGUACAUGCUCGCAGGAGGAGACUUUGACGAGUCGACAUCGGAUCUCGUCCGCAUCCGCUCGACAGAACACGAAGCGCUGGGGAUACCCGCCUCGGGCCGCGCCAAGUCCGAGUUCCUGACGCCGUGGGUGGCCACGCUCAACACGAUCCCGACCUUGUUUUGGUUCUUCACCGAGGUGUUCUCGCGCCCACAGAUCGUAGAGCGCUUACGGGAGGAGAUCCUGGCCUCGGGCGUCGUGACGCUCGAAGACGGCGGGCAGGGGAAGCCGAGAGCGGCGUCGCUCGACAUUGCCGACCUGGAGAGCCGCUGCCCGUACCUGAUGGCGUGCUACCGCGAGACGCUGCGCUUGUACAACGAAAACGUCGGCAACCGCAUGGUGCUGCGCGACACGGUGAUCCAGGACCCGGACCAGGGCGGGCGCGAGUACCUGCUCAAGGCCGGGACGAACGUGCAGUGGUCGGCGGCCACGACGCACAAGGACCCGCGGGUCUGGGGCGCGCGGCCGCACGACUUCAACCCGGACAACUUUGUCGACGGCGGCGAGCAGGCCAAGGGAGGGGCGAAGUUGACGCCCGAGGAGCGCGCCGCUCGCCGCCUGUGUAUGAUUCCCUUUGGUGGCGGGAAGCACCUCUGCCCGGGCCGUCUCUUUGCGCAGGCUGAGAACCUGGGGUUCGUGGCGGCGCUGGCGGUCGGGUUUGAGCUGCAUGGCGUCAGGGUGCCCGCGAGCGUAGGGGCUCCGCUUGGAGCCGCGGCCAGGCAACCCAGGUGGGGUGCAAUGGACCCUAGCAUAUCCAUCUCCCGCCGGAAGGGAUGGGAGAAUGUUGACUGGAGGUUCACUUGCGCAGAGCAUAAAACAUAA